Salpingoeca rosetta is the source of this 843-nucleotide messenger RNA. RefSeq lists its product as uncharacterized. The coding region runs from base 1 to 843 and encodes 280 amino acids. The record is from RefSeq and is a predicted model, not a curated record. The transcript is spliced from 4 exons. Lineage: Eukaryota; Choanoflagellata; Craspedida; Salpingoecidae.
AUGCUGCAAAUUGCAGCAAUACUGGCAGGCUGUGACUACACCAAAGGCAGGGACAACGUUGGCUUAUUGACAGCACUUCGCAUCGUCAUGGGCAAGCAAUAUACGGACGAAGAGGAGAAGACGGCCACACGCGCAUUUCAAGAACCGUUGGCUCAAGCCAGAGCCCACGCCCACGCCCACGCCCACGCCCACGCCCACGCCCACGCCCACGCCCACGCCCACGCCCACGCCCACACCUCCGUGGACGAACCCGAGUUAGACAGUCAUCGCGCGCACCUUCGUACGUUUUCCUCCAUCGGUCUCGGCAUACCACGCGCGAACGUAAUCCAAAUCUGCAGAUACGUGGGGGAUAUGCGCUGGGCGGUGACCGAAGCUAUUCGGGAUAUGUACCUGAAGUGCGCGGAGGAGCACGACAUACUUGGUGAGUUACAGGAGCUCGCACAAACAACGAGGAAACGCUACGUUCAAGCCAAGAUCGACUUUCGCAAGACAGGCAAGUGGGACAAGGAAGUCAAAACGCCCACCGAGCCAGCUACGUUUUCAAGCAAGGUCGUUGAGCUGUCAGCCCACGGCAUGGGCAGGGUGUGCACCCGCAUGCGCCAGCAUGCACGCAACAAGGAGGCUCGCCAACCUGACCCACAGGGAAUCGAGCGUUUCUUCGGCGACCGAGUGCCAACACGGCCAUCAUUCAUGUCUGCCACUGCGGCUCACACUCUUCUCAAUCUGCAGUUUCGCCUCAUGGAGGGAAACUGCCGGCUGUACCUUCGAGUGGCGGCCCGAAAGGCAGCAGCGCGCAGUUCGCGAGCCGGUGGCGGAUGUCUUGUUGUGCAUGUCAUGCACUGA